UGGGAGGGAGCAACCGGAUGAGACAGACAUUUCUUCCCUGCUGCUGGACUGGAGCACCAAGGAGAAUCACUGUUGCCCCAAGGACGAAGGUAACUGAGAAAUACAUUGCUACAGCGCCUACAUAUGUAGGCAAAGGAGAUUUUUCUUGGAAAUGUGAAGAAAACUGUGAUCCUAAUCCUGGUCCCAGAGAAGGAGAAAAAGAACCUUCCAAAGAAAAGUUUGCAGCAAAUCGACACAGAUGCAACAGCCGUUCUCUGUCUCUGCAGUUCCUGUCUCUUUGAAGAACCAUCGCAAGUGGCACUGGCAGCAUGGAGCGGGCCGAGAGAGAACUGCUGGCAACCCUGGAAAAGCUGGGAGAAAGGGAGCUGCAGAGAUUCAAGGACAAAUUGAGUGAAAUCCAGCCAAAGAAGGGAUACCAACUUCUCCCCUCUGGGAGCCUAAAAGAUGCCGAUCCCCCAGCCCUCACGGACCUCCUCCUCCUCUUCUAUGGGACGGACUAUGGGGCGGAGGUGGCUGCAGAGGUGCUGAGAGCCAUCGACCAGAGAGUCCUAGCAAAGAGAAUUGAGAAACUCAUUAAUGCACUGAGACAUGAGAAAUACAUUUUCGAGCGGCAGCUGCAGCAGCAUGACUACGCAAGAGGUUUCAUGUAUGCGAAAUACACACUAACCGAUGAGCAGAACCAGACAAUCAGAGCACAGAAAACCAACCAGGAGAAGAUGCGAAAGCUGUACGAGCUGGUGCCAAGCUGGGAUGAACGGCAGAAGGAUCGGCUCUACCAGGCACUGAAGGAAACAAACAGAGACCUGGUUGAAGAACUGGAGGAGGAACACUUUGUUGACCGGCACCGAGAGAAGCUGAUCCAGCAAGUCUCAGAAGUGGACAGAGUCCUGAAGCUACUUCAGGAGCAUACACUAACCCCUGAGCAAUACCAGAGCAUCAGCACUGGGAGAUCCAAUGUGGAGAAAAUGCAGAAGCUGUACGAGCUGGUGCCGAGCUGGCAGAGGGAGCGAAAGGACCAGCUCCACUGGGUACUGUGGAUAACAAACAGCGCCCUUGUUGAUGAGUGUGCAGGGGAACAUUUUGUGGUGCGGCAUCGGGAGCAGCUGAUUCAACGCGCCUCUUCAGUUGACACAACCCUGGAUGUGCUGAAGCAGUUCCAAGACAUGUGUUUCAUGGAGCAGCCAUACUCGCUGGUGCACCCAACGUAUGAAAGCCCCACUGAAGAGCUAGAAGAACCAUCAAAGUCACCUACUGGCGGACUCCUCCAGAAUCGGGCAUACAUACUGAACGAUGAACAGUACCAGACAAUCAGAGCUGAGAAAACCAGCCAGGAGAAGAUGCGGAAGCUGUACGAGCUGGUGCCAAGGUGGGACAAAUGGCAGAAGGACCGGCUCUACCAGGCACUGCAGAGAACAAACAGAGACCUGGUUGAAGAGCUGGAGGAGGAACACUUUGUUGACCGGCACCGAGAGAAGCUGAUCCAGCAAGUCUCAGAAGUGGACGGAGUCCUGAAGCUACUUCGGGGGCACACGCUAACCCCUGAGCAAUACCAGAGCAUCAGCACUGGGAGAUCCAAUGUGGAGAAAAUGCAGAAGCUGUACGAGCUGGUGCCGAGCUGGCGGAGGGAGCAAAAGGACCGGCUCUACAGGGUACUGUGGAUAACAAACAGAGCCCUUGCUGAUGAGUGUGCAGGGGAACAUUUCGUGGAUUGGAGCCGGGAGCAGCUGAUUCAACAAGUCUCCUGUGUUGAUGACAUCCUAGAUGUGCUUCAUAGUGUCAAGCUGCAACCGGAAAUGCAGAUGCAAGGUGCAGGUACCCCAGCACAGGAGCCGUCCACCAGCACCAGCCCUGGAGCUACACCUGCAGGAGAGACCAGCCCAAGCGAGGAUCCCAGCAGGGACCCCUGGGGACAAGACAAAUGUGACUUGUGUCCCAGAGAAGAGGAUCCUCCAGAAGAAAUACAGCCUGAAACUGUUCAAGGCCCAGAUGGGAAGCAGGAGACAUACAGGGUUCAUUUCCCCAGGGCAGGCUCGUUCCGUUGCUCUGAAACAGAACUGGGGCUCGAGGUGAGGGCAGCCGUGACUGUCCACUAUGGAUAUGACUCCUGGGAUCAGCAUCUGAGUGCAUCUGAGAAGCAGCAAUGGAUGGUGGCCGGCCCUUUGUUCAACAUCCAGGUGGUGGAACCAGCUGAGGCCGGGGCUGUGGCAGCCGUUCACCUCCCGCACUUCCUGUGCCUCUCAGGAGCAGAAGCUGAUGUUUCUCAGCUUCAAGUUGCCCGUUUUGUUGACUGUGGGAUGACCCUGGAAAGUCCAACGCGGGGGAGGCCGUUCCAUGCUGUGCUGGAGAACCCCAGCUUCUCUCCAAUUGGACUGCUUUGGAAACAGAUCUGUUCUAUGCUAUUUCCUCCAGUGCACUCCCUGGUGCUGCUUUACCGGUCCAGCAGGGCUGCAGACAUAACCCUCCAUCUCUACCUGCUACCCAGGGAUCUCUCACUAGCACAGGCGAUUGAUGAGAAUGAAAAGAAUUACCAAUCAAUACGAGUUCGCAAGCCUUCUAAAACCAAGCCCCUGCACUUUGGAUCUUGUUAUAUUGUGUCUAGUUCAUCAAACAUAGAGGUCACUCCUGAUGAACUGGAGUACUGCAAUAUGAGAGAUCAUCCGCUGGAUCCAGACAUGGAAAUCUACACUGAAGACUUGGGGAACAAACUGAACCUCUACCUGAUGGAGCAAAAUGACAUGGGAUUGGUCUGGAAGGCCACUGUGAGACCAGGGGAUGUGACACUUCCUGGUUCCACUCCAGCACGAGCAGCAGACAUCCAAGACAAGAUGCCUGAGACCUUGAGAGACGCCCUGCAGGAGACUCUGGAUGAGCUGGGGAGUACAGAUAUCCAGAGAUUCAAGUCUAAAUUGAACCAUAUGAAGCUACCAGAGGGGUACAAGAGAAUCCCCAAUGGGAUGCUGGAGGAGGCCGACUCCCUGACUGUGUGUGAGCUGCUGGUGCAGUACUACACGAUGGAUGGGGCUGUUGAGGUGGCCAUUCAAGCCCUAAAGGGAAUCAGUCAGAAUGAGCUGGCAGGAAAGCUUGAGACGGACACCAGUGGAGUUGGGAUCGCCCGUCUGAAGAUGAGCACACGCCUGACAGAACUGAACUCAUCACAGCCAGGGCAGCGAAGUCUCUCCAUUCAUCCGAGGAAACGUUAGCAAGAUUCAGUGUGAGCCUUUCCGUGCACCAGGCAGCCAAUUACAGCAUCUCAUCCCUGAGGAAGCAGAAGUCUCCUGUCACCACAGCACAGCUCCGAGGGCUGGACCCAGAGCAGGAGUCUGUUUCCCAGGCAGGAAUUCCUUUGGUGCUGAUCAUGGUAUUAGCUGAGUGAGUCACAAACAUUAACUAGUUGGCUCAGCACCUGAUGAUCUAGGGAUCUUGUCCGCCUGUCACUGCAUGGACUGGUUCCUUGGGGGGCUGGGGCUCAGCUGCAGUGUGCCAGCCUUAGGGUGCAACACCCAGGGCCGUAGGGUGGGAGCUUGUGACUGGAAAGCAGCCUACUGAGAGCAUAAGGACACCCUGAGCUCCCUCCGAGAGAGUCUAGGGAGAGAGGCUGCUGGGCGGAGGGCAGCUGGUAACUCUUCAGAGCCCAGAAGAGAGACCUGCAAGGAACUGGGAUGAACCUCAGCUAGCAGAAUUCAAAGGACUUCAACCAGAACCCACUGUCUUAGGGAAAAUAUAAAACAGAUUUAUUAACUAAGAUAGAUUUUAAGUGAUUUUAAAUAAUAGGCAUAAAAGGUCAGAGAUAGGUACCAAAGAAAAUAAAAGGUAAGUGCACAGUCUAAAUCUUAAACCUUAUUACGCUAGGCAGUAUUUGGAUCAAGCAGUUUUCUCACCCUGUCAUAAACAGCUGGUUAAGGGUUAAUGUCUCUUUUACCUGUAAAGGGUUAAGAAGCUCAGUAAACCUGGCUGACACUUGACCAGAGGACCAAUAGGGAGACAAGAUACUUUCAAAUCUUGGUGGAGGGAAGUCUUUGUUUGUGCUUUUUGUUUUGUUCGUUGUUCGCUUUUGGGGCUAAGAGGGACCAGAUGUAUACCCAGGCUUUCCCAAUCUUUCUGAAUCAGUCUUUCAUGUUUCAAAAUUGUAAGUAAUAGCCAGGCAAGGCAGAUUAGUCUUAUGUUUGUUUCUUAACUUGUAAAUGUUUCUUUUGCUGGAAGGAUUUUUACCUCUGUUUGCUGUAACUUUGAAUCAAAGGCUGGGGCUGGGGGGUGGGCUCCCUCUAGUCUAUAUGAAUCUGAAUACUCUGUAAAACAUUUUCCAUCCUGAUUUUACAGAGAUAAUUUUUACCUUUUCUUUCUUUAAGUAAAAGCUUUCUUUUUAAGAA
Molecule: messenger RNA, 4367 nt
Organism: Gopherus flavomarginatus (Mexican gopher tortoise)
Lineage: Eukaryota; Metazoa; Chordata; Testudines; Testudinidae
Exons: 20
Coding region: 309-3200 (963 amino acids)
Biological process (GO): inflammatory response; innate immune response; regulation of apoptotic process
Source: RefSeq, a predicted model, not a curated record